Molecule: messenger RNA, 3632 nt
Organism: Poeciliopsis prolifica (blackstripe livebearer)
Lineage: Eukaryota; Metazoa; Chordata; Actinopteri; Cyprinodontiformes; Poeciliidae
Gene: phf10
Product: PHD finger protein 10
Exons: 10
Coding region: 65-1261 (398 amino acids)
Cellular component (GO): npBAF complex
Source: RefSeq, a predicted model, not a curated record
CGAAGAAGAAGAAACAGCCACGGCUACUGAGCUAGCUUAGCUACUUUCAUUAUUUUACUGAAAUAUGGCAGCUGUACUCCCCAUCAGACCGCCAUGCGAUAGCAACCCCGCCACUCCAGGAGCACAAUCACUAAAGGAAGAUGUAAUAGAUGAGGUUUCCAAUGAUGGCAGUCAGCCUCCCAAAAGAAGAAGAAUGGGUUCAGGAGACAGCUCCCGAAGCUGUGACACCUUCAGCCAAGAGCUUGGAGCGACAUAUUUUCCAGCAGAGAACCUGACAGAAUAUAAGUGGCCACCUGAUGACACAGGAGAGUAUUACAUGCUGCAGGAGCAGGUCAGCGAGUAUCUGGGAGUGACGUCAUUCAAGAGGAAGUAUCCUGAUAUGGAGAGGCGAGAUUUGUCCCACAAAGAGAAGCUCUAUCUUCGAGAACAAAACGUCAUUACGGAGACACAGUGCACUCUGGGUCUCACAGCCCUGCGAAGCGACGAAGUGAUAGAUCUGAUGAUAAAGGAGUAUCCUUCCAAACAUGCUGAGUAUUCUGUCAUACUGCAAGAAAGGGAGCGACAGAGAAUAGCGAAAGAGUACUCUCAAAUGCAGCAGCAAAACCCUCAGAAGGUCGAGGCCAGCAAAGUUCCUGAGUACAUAAAGGAGGCUGCGAAAAAAGCCGCAGAGUUUAACAGCAACUUCAACAGGGAGCGGAUGGAAGAGAGGAGAGCUUAUUUUGACCUUCAGACCCACGUUAUCCAGGUACCACAGGGCAGAUUCAAGGUACUUGCACCAGAGUUAACCAAAACCGGGCCUUACCCUGUGGCUCUCAUCCCAGGACAGUUCCAAGAUUACUACAAAAGGUAUUCGCCCAAUGAGUUGCGCUAUUUGCCGCUGAACACCGCUCUGUAUGAGCCUCCACUGGAUCCAGAGCUUCCUGCUCCAGAUUCAGAGCCCGACUCGGACGAUGCAGAUGAGGCCAAGGACGACAAGAACAACAAGAAUUCAUCAGACAGCUCAUCAGGAAACACCUCAGACGUGGAGAGCCAGGAGGGCGGAGGAGGACAUCAUCAUAAGUCCAAAGCCAAAGAUAGGACGUCAACGCCAGGAAAAGACCAGCGCCACUCCCACAAAGCCACUCCAGGGUACAAGCUCUCUUCAGCAUCUACAGUUGGUCAGCCUGUCUCCCAGCUGGAAUGUCCUGGUCCACCUCGCCUCACACACACAGUCACACACCAGGGGGUCCUGACCUUUGACUUUUUUUGGUUUUACGAUUGACCCCCUCCACACCCUGAUCCCCCGCCCGCUUUUUUUUAACCCAACUGUGAGCAAUAAGAACAUUUUAAAGGAACAGUUCACGUUUCUUUUUCACUGCACUUUUACUUUUUUCUUCAGUGAAGACAAAUUUGAACUUUUUUUUCCUUCUGAUUGCCCUUAAUAUACCUCUUAUCUGUCCUCACUUGUCAAAAAAAAAUUUUAAGACAAGUAUGUGGAUUUUUUGGCUGCUAAUUUUCUCUUCUUGAAAAAGAAACUUUGUUAAAGAUAUAAGAAAAAAAUAAGCCGCAUACAUUUUGUGGUGGUUUUAUAAAGUAUAUCACUGUAGAUAAUAUUAUCGUCUGUCUCUGAAGUGUGCCAUGCACACUAAUCCUUACUGAUUAAAUGAAACCCCGACUACCACGACCUGCAGGCUUAUUAUUAUUUCAUAUUUGGUAAAAUCAUAUUCAAUAAAUCAGUGAUAUAUUAUUUUAAACCACAAUCUUAGAAAUACUUCACUUUUAAAAUGCAUUAUGGCUUGAAAACAAGGUAAAAUCCCACUAAAUGGUUAUUGAAUCAGAAUGGAGCGAGCUUUUUCCUGCAGAUAGAUGUAUUAUUUACUGAUUGAUUCCAUGUUCUGUUAUUUAUUGAUUUCAAGAAGCAGUGAGAAUUUCUACUUAAAAGAAACAAAACCGACUUCAGAAAUGUGCAGAUCCGUGUUUUUUAUGGCCUCAAGUUGCAUCGCCAACCAAGUCCUUGCAUUAUAGAAGUCUGUUAAUAAUUUGUGUUUUCCAAUAAAGUGAAACAAUAAAUUUACAAUGUAAUUACAAAUGCAAUUUAGUGAUCAGAAAUGUACGUCGACAUCAACAAAUUAAGAUUUUGUGUUUUUGCGGUGAUGCUAGCCCUGGUUUAGCCUAAUCCACCUGAUCCAUUUGAACUCUGCCACAGCUUUUAACCUGAGAAGUCCAAAAAAACAAAACGACUCCAGUGCAGUUUUAAUUUAAAUGAUCUGCUAAUAGUUACAGUCUGUAGCAUCCCAGUCCUCAAUAUGAUGGCGUAAAGAGUAGCUUCAUUUAAUUGUGUUGAGAAUCAGACGGCACAAACUCAACCUGAAUUAUAAGGUAGAUGUUUCCCCAUGAGGUCAAAUCAUAAAGCUUUUCACUUCAAGCUGGAUAACGCAAUACAAAAAACAGAAAUAUGGAAUAAAAUUAUUAUUUAGUUUUCAAAGAAAUAUAUUUUAAGUCGUUUAAUUUCUGCCUAAGUCCAUUGUUAAUCCAAUAAGCCAUAAAAGUCGUACUAGUCGGAGUUACGUUUAACUGCAUUAGCAGCAUAGCACACUUUCUUUCUAGACUGUUAAUGAGUGUGAGACAGCGGCUCGGUUUGGACGUUAUUUGUCCUGUUGAAGUGUUUCUGACCGUUUUCACACUGUCGCUGAGCUGAGCUGCAGUUGCUGAUUGACAGAGCCAAAAAAAAGUGCUUCUCCUUUUCCAACACCCAUAAAUGCAACAUCUUUGGUCGAGCUUAGGUGACGUGUUCCCUUGCAGGUCAUUGUGUUUUAUUUUUUUAUAUUAAACGAAAAGAGAACAUGUCAAAUGUGUGGAUAAAUCAGCUGUUAGGUGGGUAUGAAGGACCUGAAUGUGUCCCUUUGACUUAAGCUCAGCUUUGUAGUGUGGGGAUGGUCGUUUUCUGGCUGGUUGUUGCAGCAUUCAGUGCGUCAAAGUUCCUCAAAGUAAGGUCACUACAACACAAUCCUUUUCCUCUUAUAGGGAGGUAGAUGUAAUAGUAGUAUUAUUUCUAUAUUUUAAGACUACAUAGUGUUUUAAGAAGUAAAUAUAUUUAGAUUUUUUGUAACUCUGGUAGCGUUGACAAACGUACAAGAAGGUGGAGUUGGGUUAUACCAGAGACAUGUUCGUGUUGAAGAGUUUAAAAUAAUAUUCUUACUCAAAAUUGACUUUAUUUUUCUUUCCGCUAGCAGUGUGCAGCAAUACGUGGGGGAGAGGCUGCAUACAACCAGUGAAAACUGGGCGGUUUUAAAGCCUUUGUUCACUUUGUUGCUGAUUUCUCCCUGCUAAUGACAGGAAUCGGUUUGAUAACGCUACAGCAGUUUUGUAUAGAUGUGAAUUUAAAUGUCUAAACUACGUCAUAACUUUUCAACCAGCUGUGACACCAGCAGUAUAUCAAUGUUUCUAUAUAACCAGUACAACUGUUCACUUGUUUGCCUCUGCAGCUGCAUGUCAGAGCAACGUGGCUCUAUCUAGAGAAAUGACAGUUUUUAAAAAAGAAAAAAAUAAGCAUUUAGCGUUUUGAGAAAGUUGGUAUUAUUUCUUACGUGUGCAUGGUAUGCAAUAUUUCCUGUUCAAAUCCAGUGAAUUUAGAAUAAAGGAUAUUUACACGA